AUGUUUUGGUCUAUUAGUAGUAAGACCUCAGGAUCCGGCUUUCGUCGGAAUGUUAGCGAGGCUAUAGUGAGAAUUGAAAGGGAGAAAACAGAGGGAACACUGGACCGGGAAACCGUGAAUAAAUUCCUAACUGGUGACGUCAGUAUUGAAGUUCCACCCAAGAACAGAAUAGUACGCAUUUUCACCAGUAGUACAUUCACUGACACAAUGUACGAAAGAAACUGGUGGAUGCAAAGAGCAUACCCUGAGCUGCGCUCCUUCUGCCAGAUGCGAGGGUACGAGUUUCAGGUGGUGGAUAUGAGAUGGGGAGUCCGAGACGAGGCAUCUGAUGACCACACUACCUUGGAUCUGUGUAUGAACGAACUAAGAUUAUGUCAGGAACUUUCUACCGGUCCGAACUUUAUCUCACUCCUUGCUAACAAGUAUGGAUACCGCGCUCCUCCUCGAACUAUCCCCGUGGACCAAUUCAAUACACUUCUUGGAGUAGUUGAGAACGAAUAUAACAGAGCUCUCUUAAACAAAUGGUACCUCCGGGAUGACAAUGCGGUGCCCCCAGAAUACGUUCUUCAGCCGAUUAGUCGUGUACUUCCCAACAUUAUGAGCAAAGACGCUGAACAGUAUAAGGCAGCUAAUGAUCAGUGGACUAGUGAUAUAGGUAUCAUACAGACAACAUUGGAUCAAGCAGCCCGUCAAAGUCUCCCUGAAAACGAAGCUGAAAAAUACUACGUUUCCAUUACGGAAAAGGAGGUUCAAGCCGGCCUGCUGGACGUCACAGAACCAGAGAAACACUGUCUUUGGUUUUGGCGCACAAUCGAUGAUAUUGAGAAUCUGAAAAACCAGGAUGAAAAUAUUCGCAGGAAAUUUAUAGAUAUGGAUAAAGACGAAGACUACUGGCGUGAAUCUAGAAGAUUACUCAGUGUCCUGCAGGAGACAAAGAUGAAGUCUCGAUUGCCACCGCGAAAUCUGUAUCAGUAUAAAGUCAAAUGGACUAAAGAUGGUAUCGAUCCGAAAAAUGCUCAACACAAAGACUAUCUCAAAGCUAUGACAGAAAAAUUUACGUCUGAAAUGGAAAGAUUAAUUGAAGAUGGUAUAAAGCAGCGUACUGCCACCGAAUUCACCAAUCCACUUAUACUGGAGUGCUGCCAACACGUGCGCUUCUGUCAACAGAAAUGUGAGAACUUCUGUGGAAGGGAGACAACUCUUGCGAAAAUAGAGGCUUACAUCAAAUCAGCGAGUACCAAGCCCUUGAUUAUCCAUGGGGCCUCAGGAUGUGGCAAAACGUCUCUUGUGGCAAUGACCGCCAGCCUCAUCAAAACAUGGAUGUCGAACACAAAUCCUACUGUCAUACUCCGGUUUAUUGGAACCACACCCGACAGCUCCAAUAUCAGUGGACUCCUAAUAAAUAUUAUCAAACAGAUACAUUCUGUCUAUAAUAAGACAUCAAAGAUACCAGGGAGUCUUCGGGAAUUGACUAAAGAAACAGAAUUGAUACUGAAAUUCGCUAAAGCAUCUCAACCGCUCGUCAUCAUUUUGGACGCCUUGGAUCAGAUAGAUGCGUCUUACAAUGCUCGAAGUUUAUCCUGGGUACCUCGGACCCUUCCAAAACACGUCAAAUUGAUAGUGUCGACACUCGAGGAUGCAGACUUUGAAUGUUAUCCUAAACUAAAGGUAAUGUUCAAAGAUGAAGAUCAGUUUGUGUCAUUACCGGAACUUACAACUGAAGAAGCCGAGACUAUUUUACAUCAAUGGUUACGCUCCCGUAAAAGAACACUCAGUUUUACACAGAUGACCACACUAACCAAAUGUGUUCUGCAACGUCCACUGCCGCUUUUUCUGAAACUGUCGAUUGAAAGUGCUGCUAAAUGGCACUCCUACUGGACUGAAAGUGAAACCAUACUGCAGCAGACAGUGCAAGACAGCAUCACCUAUCUGUUUUCUAAGUUGGAAAGUAAACACGGACAGAUGUUCGUGUCGAGGACACUUGGAUAUCUUACAGCCUCAAGAAAUGGCCUGUCAGAGUCGGAACUGGAGGACAUCUUGUCCUGUGAUGAUUCCGUACUGAAUGAUGUGUACCAGUAUUGGGAACCUCCAAUCAGACGACUGCCUCCCCUACUGUUGGUGAGACUAAAGACAGACCUGCAACACUACAUAGUUGAAAGAGGCUCUGAUGGUAUUAGUGUCAUGAACUGGUACCAUCGCCAGUUCAAGGAGACGGCAGAUAAUAGAUAUUGUGGUCUACAAGAGGUUGAACAGGUUCACACAGGACUCGCGGAUUUUUUCAAUGGCAAAUGGGCCAAUGAAAAGAAAAAGCCGUACGUCUAUAAAGAAAAGCCUGGCGAAGCGGAUCGACAUGUUUCAAGUCAGCCACUUAUCCAUAGAGAUUCGUACAACUUGCGAAGACUGAAUAAUGCUCCAUAUCAUCUAGUUAUGGAAGGAAAUAUUUCAGAGCUUAAGAAAACGUGCCUGAUGAAUUUUGAAUUUCUACAGGCUAAAGUUGUAGCUACAUCUGUCAGACAUAUUCUUGACGACUUCGCCUUUGCCAGAAAAAAAUUCCCCAACGAUUCGGUCUUGGACAUCGUUGGAGCAGCAUUGGAGAUGUCCCAAGGUGCACUGCAGUACGAUCCAAUGCAGCUGGCACCGCAACUGUUAGACAGACUAUCUGGAGAAGCGAACACUGCUGAUCUCCUGAAUCAGUGUCAACAGUGCAGUGUACCCUACCUGGCACCUGACCAGGAAGUCCUUAUAAAGCCGGGUGGUCAAUUAGUAUUCUGCCUGACUGGACACCAUGGCCCUGUUACUUCAGUAGAUGUCCGAGGAGACGGAAAGCUAGCUGUAUCUUGUUCAGAUGAUAAUGAAAAUUCUGUGAAGACAUGGGACCUAAUUGAAGGGAGAUUACACAGGUCAUACGAUGGGAUUAACGAUGAACCCACUCGCGUCCGAUUCAUUUGUAAUGACAAGACAAUUCUGGUGGACUAUGUUGUCAGUUAUACUGUCAUACAGGAGUCUGGUGAGGUUGCGUUCUCCAUAGAUAGAGAGAACGGCGGUCAGUCGAUAGUAGGAGGAAAAGGAAAAACAUUACUUGCUUUGUUUUACAAUGCGACUGUACAAGUUUAUGACUUGGAAAAUGGUGAAUCUGUGACAAAAUUUGAUCUAUCUGACCCCUCUACACAGUUCUGUGAUCAUAGCAUGACUACAUUUACAGCCACGUCCGAGAAUUUUGCGGUCUUAACAGACAGUGGCCAACACUACGUCAUAGUGUUCAGUUUUGCUGACCAGACUGUGAGUGAAUGGUUUCAGAUAUUCAAUCCCAAACCUGAAAGUAACCAAGCAGAUCUCCAGAUAGAUGCUAUAGCGAUCACACCGGAUGAGAAACAAUUUAUCCUCUCAAGCUCUCGGGACAAUGACCUACACAUAUACGACCUGGUCACCCGGAACAAGAUUGGAUUGAUAAAAGGUUUAAAGGCGGAUUUUGCUCAAAACUAUAGGAUAUCAGAAAAUGGAAAUCUGCUAUACUUUCCGGGAGAUGGAAUCGUUGUAUGGGAUCUCGCGAAGAAGCAGCGUUCAUGUAUCUUUUCUCAUCUAAGUUGUGUGAGCGAUGCCAUAUGCUGGUCAUGGAAAACCAUGGUAACAACAAUUGAGGACGACUCAACAAUUUAUGUGUGGGAUAUGGAAAAGAAAGAGAAAGAAACAAAAAACAAAAUCCCUGUUUUGGGACACAAAAUAAGAUACUUCCUGCCACUUCGUGGCUCCCGUUACGUAGUGGUUGUAGCACAGAUACACCGCAAUGACAAAGACAGUUGCAACCUUCAAGUGUAUGAUGUUCAGAAAAAAAAUGUUGUCCGUAGCACGAUGUUGGACAAGCCUCCCGGGGUGAUUAAGAUCCUUGACGACAAACGUAUAGCUAUUGUCACCUCAAACAGGAAAAUCAAGACCAUCAACUUAGACAACAUGACUGUUGAUAAAGUGAUGGACGGUGAUGUAUCGGGCUUCACUAUAGAUAUACAUGUCAGAUAUGACGGGACAGAAAUACUCACACAAACAAGAGGACGAAAACACUUUAAGAGAUAUGAUGCAAAGACCGGAAAGACUAAGGAUAUCAUCCGCAGGCCAGUUUUCGUGAAGACAGAUCGUCCAUUUGAGGAGAUGUUCUAUGUAAGCAAAGAUUGGAAUGUUUUGGCAGCACGAAUAUUGAAAGGUCCUUGGCUUUUGUUUGACAUAAGAACUUUUCAGUGCAUCUUCGCGAUCCCACAAGAGCAUUCCUACAAUGAUAUAUCUGUUGCGAAGGCGGCCCUGUCAGACGAUGGGCAAUCAUUCCUAUUUGGCGUUUCUUCUAACAUUAAGCGUUCGGUGAUGACCAGAACGGACAAGGAAACACCCACAGCUUUUGUCAUUUGGGACGUCGGCAAAUGUGAAAUGGUGGCACAGUGUGACGAUGUUGAGUACCAGCAAAACUACGCAGAGAUCGACAACAGAAAGGGCCUGGAUGUUUCUGUGGACGAAAUACACGUUAUCGACGCAAACCGACUGCUAACUGCACACGAUGAUUUCGUUCUCAGAGUUUGGAACAGAAAAACAGGUGAUUUGGUUAGCCGCCUUGAGGGACAUAACAGUGCUGUCGAUGUUUGUAUGAAGGAAACGGGACCUUAUUUUUUCUCGUAUGAAUUGGAAAAUGCUAUUCGGGUCUGGGAAAAAUCUACACUUAGAUGUCUAGCUAGCUUCCGAUUAGAAAAUACGAUUGUUGCCUGCCGAAUGUGCGAGGACAGCCAACACAUCAUUACGUCAACUAGAAGUCCAACUGCCCGUCUAGUAUAUUGGCGUCUGAAGGCGGAAAACCUCCAGACUAGGGACGUCACAGGGCCUGAGCUGUUCAAAGGCAUAGUGACAAAGGCAAAUUUAGAUGUCGAAACAACGUCAGACAACAUGUAUACUGAGGAUGAUCCGGACACGGACGCGGACACGGACUAUUAA
Messenger RNA from Ylistrum balloti, 4968 nucleotides. RefSeq names its product NACHT domain- and WD repeat-containing protein 1-like. Lineage: Eukaryota; Metazoa; Mollusca; Bivalvia; Pectinida; Pectinidae. Bases 1 to 4968 code for a protein of 1655 amino acids. The record is from RefSeq and is a predicted model, not a curated record. Gene Ontology annotation, molecular function: protein binding. The transcript is spliced from 27 exons.